UCGAUAAAACAGAAUGCGGUCAUACUGAAAACAACUUUAAACCGCGCCGGCUAUUUGUUGCAUUUAUUUAGGAAAUAUAAGAAACUAAGCAAUAAUGCGAGUGCUAACAGAGCCCAAUCACACUAUCUCCUUGACCGAAGAGAUCCUCUGCUACGAACUAUGCGGCAACGAGUUCGCCUACAACCUGUUGGCCGUGGCACUGAAGGACCGCUUGCGCCUGCUCCUCGUUGGACUCCCGGAGGAGACCGGAGAGUUUGGGUACACACAUCUGCUGGAUCUGGAGCUGGACCGGGUUAAAAAUGACGUUGUUGACGUCAGUGCCAUCGCCUUUGCGCCGGACACAUCGCUCAACUGCACGCCCAAAAAUGUGACUCUAUGCGCUGCCCGCGGCGAUCUUCUGCACAUCUUCCGCACCGAUCUGGGCCAGUACAAUACCGUGCAUAAGCUGCAAGGCCACAAAGACUACAUUAACGAUAUCGCCUGGGUCUGUGAGGGCAACCUGCUGGCCUCUGUAAGCGACGACUUCACCUGCCGCUUCUGGAGCACGGCCGACGAGCAAAAUGUUAUCACCUUCCGCUUGACAUCCGCCGGAAUGUCGGUCAAGGCCCAUCCCGAUGAUCCCACCAAGGUGCUGGUGGCGGAGAAAAAAGGCAUCAUCCGACUGUACAAUGUGAACAGCAAGCAGGCCGUCAUCUCGGUGCAGUCGCCCAAAUUUCCGCUCAUGUCCGCCGAUUGGGCAUACAGCAACCGGUAUUUUAUUACGGCCCUGGCUGGAGGCGAUGUGGUUACCUGGGACCUCACCAGACCCGUUGUGCCCGCCGAUGUGAAGCAAGUGCAUGAGGAUGGCGGACGGUCGGUUCGCUUUGCCCCAGGAAGCUCGGAAAUGGUACUCGCCAGCAUCGGACGACCGGAUGUGACGCUCAAAGUCUUUGCGGCCAAAUCAACUAUGCCAUUAAUCGAGGCCACCCUGAAGACGUUCGGUGGAAUGGCAUGGCACCAGAGAUUGCCGUACAUCAGCGCCGUUUCUGACCGGGAUCUGCAUUUCUGGAAGGUGCAAAUGAAGUAGAGUUUAUGCUUUAAAAUAAUAAAGUAUAAAUAUUUUUUUA
Messenger RNA from Drosophila kikkawai, 1106 nucleotides. It is a transcript of the gene Nup37, whose product is annotated as nuclear pore complex protein Nup37. Lineage: Eukaryota; Metazoa; Arthropoda; Insecta; Diptera; Drosophilidae. The record is from RefSeq and is a predicted model, not a curated record. Gene Ontology annotation, molecular function: protein binding. Gene Ontology annotation, cellular component: nuclear pore outer ring.